Daucus carota subsp. sativus is the source of this 1657-nucleotide messenger RNA. RefSeq names its product protein REVEILLE 6. The coding region runs from base 197 to 1165 and encodes 322 amino acids. Gene Ontology annotation, molecular function: DNA binding. Lineage: Eukaryota; Viridiplantae; Streptophyta; Magnoliopsida; Apiales; Apiaceae. The record is from RefSeq and is a predicted model, not a curated record. The transcript has 8 exons.
GUUGCCUCCAUGACCACUCCCUCCACCUCUUUCUAGUUUUUUCAUCUCUUCUGUCCUGUCUCUCUUUCUUGCAUAUACAACACACUUCAUUAUAAACCAAACUUUACAUCUAUUGAAACAACCUCAGAAACCCACAAAACAACCCAAACUAUUAAAUUCUACGACCUUGAUUGCCGACGCACAUAUUCAUGUAUGUAUGGUGUCUUUUUAUCCAAGCCCACCAAGUAAAGAUUGCCAGAGAGUGAUAAAGAUGGGGACUUUUGCAGGGCUUGAUUGUCUCCCUUUCGCACAAGAUGAUGCGGCUGUCGCUGAUAAUUCAAGUAUGAAUUAUGGGUCGGAGGAUCCGAAUAGCAAGAAGAUCCGGAAGCCUUAUACUAUAACCAAGUCCAGAGAGACUUGGACUGAUCAAGAACAUGACAAGUUUAUUGAAGCUCUCCACUUAUUCGAUCGCGAUUGGAAGAAGAUAGAAGCGUUUGUUGGAUCAAAGACAGUUAUCCAGAUACGUAGCCAUGCACAAAAAUAUUUUCAGAAAGUACAAAAGAACGGGACAAGUGAGCAUGUUCCUCCCCCUCGUCCAAAGCGGAAAGCAGCUCACCCAUAUCCGCAGAAAGCCCCGAAAAAUGCCUCUCAAGUUACAGGAGGUUUCCAAUCGUCAGCUGCUAUCCCUGGUUCUGUAGCAUCUCCAAAUUCAAUAGCAGUAGCAGUGCCGAUGAUACCUAUCAGCAUUUCAGCCAUGUCUUCCUGGAACAACAAUAUCCUGCCCCCUUUUAAUGCAGCAGGACCAAAUGAAGUGCAUAACAGUAGCUAUAGUAGCAAUAGUAACGAUCCAAAGAUGUGGCCAACUGGGGAGACGAUGAAUGACAGAAAAGUAAAGCAAACAAUAAAAGUUAUGCCAGAUUUUGCUCAAGUUUACAGCUUCCUUGGUAGUGUCUUUGAUUCCAAUGCAAGUGGGCACAUGGAGAGGCUAAAGAUGAUGGACCCAAUUAAUAUUGAGACGGUACUGAUGCUGAUGAAGAAUCUUGCCGUAAAUUUAACUAGCCCUGAAUUUGAAAAUCAUAGAAGGUUAAUCUCAUCAUAUGAUCCGGACACUGGGAACAGUAAAACUGGUAGUUCUUUCAUUGAUAUGCAUCCAAAUCAGCACACAGAUGCAAUUUUAUCCAUCUAGAAAGUUGAAAUAGGUAGAAAGACACAUUUUUCUGUCUAUGCUUGUAAUCUUUAGCUUCCAUGGCCUCAUUCUGCUCAUUGUCAACUGCACCACAAGGUUGACACGAAACCUAAGCAGUGUUCAUCUCGCUGGAAUCUGCUAAUGAUGAUAAGGAAUGUUUGCCAGCUUCCGAGAGAUUUCAUGCUUUGUAAAAUCCUCCCAUAUGAUGCAUUUGUUUGAGUAGUUGUGGACUUGUGGUGAUAUCUCAGGAAAGAGUUAGCAAAUGUGCAUAUAUGUUGUGUUGGUUCCAACCUUGUUUUUCGGGUUGUAUGUAUCUACAGAGUUAAAGCUAGUUUGUUGAUGUAUUAAUUUGAAAAUUACAAAGCUUUAGUGAAAGAUGUUGAAUUAGUAUUCAAGUGAAAUUGUUUGUAGUUUGUACCCAGAGAUUACUCAUGUGCCGGGAUUGUAUAAUUGUUGGGUUCAUUACAUCCCUGAAGUAUGGCAGUUUGCAGA